AGUACAGCCACAUUUGAAGAAAUGCUUUGAGGGUAUCUCACGUCUGGAAUUCACAGACACUUUGGACAUCACCCACAUGAAGAGCAGUGAGGGUGAGAUCGUGGAGCUCCUUGAUGUCAUUUCCACAUCCAAGGCUCGGGGACAGGUGGAAAAAUGGCUACUAGAACUUGAGGCGGACAUGAUUGCUUCCCUCCACAAGACAACUGGUGAGGCUAUCGUGGCCUACACGAAGCAGACACGAUCAGAAUGGGUCAAAAUCUGGGCUGGUCAGUGUGUAUUGGCCGUAACCGCUAUGUACUGGACUACAUACAUCCACGAAGCAUUCAAAAAGGGCGGAAGUGCGCUCAAUGAUUACCUCCAACUAAAUAAUGCACAAAUUGACGAUAUCGUAGCGAUGGUGCGAGGAAAACUGUCCAAACAAAAUCGUGUCACCCUCCAGGCUCUCAUUGUACUGGAUGUCCAUGCACGUGAUGUGCUUACUAUUCUCGUAAAGGACGAGGUGUGUGACGAGAUGGAUUUCGCCUGGCUAAGUCAGCUGCGUUAUUACUGGGAGGAGGAACGUAUGGUCACUCGUAUGAUCAAUUCUAUGCUGAAGUAUGGCUACGAAUACCUCGGCAACACUGGACGUCUUGUCAUUACCCCGCUCACUGACAGAUGUUACAG
Mizuhopecten yessoensis (Yesso scallop) is the source of this 663-nucleotide messenger RNA. Its product is annotated as dynein heavy chain 7, axonemal-like. The record is from RefSeq and is a predicted model, not a curated record. Gene Ontology annotation, biological process: microtubule-based movement. Gene Ontology annotation, cellular component: dynein complex. Lineage: Eukaryota; Metazoa; Mollusca; Bivalvia; Pectinida; Pectinidae. Gene Ontology annotation, molecular function: ATP binding; minus-end-directed microtubule motor activity; dynein light intermediate chain binding. The transcript is spliced from 3 exons. The annotation marks the transcript as partial.